UUUGAGAAGGUAAUGGGAAUUUGGAAGCAAAGGAGAACAGGCUCAAGAAAAUCUGCUUAAUCCUCCCUCUCUCUUCUGAAAGCUCUGUUGCCUAACUUUAUACUUAUAUAAUUAUGCCAUCCCCUCUUCCUCUUAGUCGUCUUCUCCAUCUGGAAUUUUCUCCAUCUGUGAAAGCACGACCCUGUAGUAGUCCUUUGGUGUUCCCUGCCAAUUGUGAAAAGGUUUUGUUAGGGGAAGGUCCUUCUCCUAGGGCCUGUCGGCUACCACCUCGUGUAGCUUGGUGUACUAUAGACUGGAAUCAGUUGUGCCUGCUGCACCCCAUAGGCUCUGGUGGCUUUGGUUCUGUCUACAAGGCUACUUACUGUGGAGCUACAGUGGCUGUAAAGCAGGUAAAGAAGUGCAGUAAGAACCGUUUGGCAUCACGGCAGAGCUUCUGGGCAGAACUAAAUGUGGCAUGCCUUGACCAUAACAAUGUGGUACGUGUUGUAGCUGCUAGCACAGCUGCCCCUGCCAAUCAGGAUAGUUUGGGUACCAUAAUAAUGGAAUAUGUAGGUAAUAGCACUCUGCACCAUAUUAUCUAUGGCACUGGCAGUAUGACAGCAAAAAGGAAAGAUGAUGAGCUGAGUAUAGCUCGGUGUCUGGGCUACUCCUGUAACAUUGUGGCAGGCUUAGCAUUUCUCCAUUCACAGUUGAUUGUUCAUCUGGAUUUAAAACCUGCCAACAUAUUCAUCACCGAACAAAACAUUUGCAAGAUUGGAGACUUUGGAUGUUCUCGAAAGCUAGAGGAUGCUGCAUCAGGCCUACAACUUUGUCAGCAAGGGGGAACAUACACCCACCGUGCUCCUGAACUCCUUAAAGGUGAGAGAGUCACCCCCAAGGCAGACAUCUACUCUUUUGCCAUCACCCUCUGGCAAAUGGUUACACAGCAAGAGCCUUAUUUGGGUGAGCGCCAGUAUGUACUCUACUCUGUGGUAGCUUAUAAUCUGCGCCCUUCUCUGACUGCACCUGUGUUUAGAGAAUCAGCCACUGGCCAAAGUCUUGAGACAAUAAUUGGAAACUGCUGGAGAGCUGAUGUAGCAGAACGUCCUAGUGCAGAACAACUUCUUCACAAUGUUCAGUCCCUGUUUCUAAUAGUAUAAAAAGUUCUUGCCUUGGCCUCCUUCAUUUUUAUUGCUGACCAUCUUUUCUUGCUAAACUAGUGUAUCUUAUAUCUCUGAUCCUUCUCAGCAGACAAAAGAAGCUUCAAAAAAUGUUGCUGGUGGUCAGAUCUAUAAAUAAAGUUCAUUACAGAAAAUUA
Rhineura floridana is the source of this 1297-nucleotide messenger RNA. It is a transcript of the gene MOS, whose product is annotated as MOS proto-oncogene, serine/threonine kinase. The transcript has a single exon. Bases 114 to 1139 code for a protein of 341 amino acids. The record is from RefSeq and is a predicted model, not a curated record. Gene Ontology annotation, biological process: protein phosphorylation. Gene Ontology annotation, molecular function: ATP binding; protein kinase activity. NCBI's taxonomy places the organism in Eukaryota, Metazoa, Chordata, Lepidosauria, Squamata, Rhineuridae.